Molecule: messenger RNA, 788 nt
Organism: Glossina fuscipes
Lineage: Eukaryota; Metazoa; Arthropoda; Insecta; Diptera; Glossinidae
Product: E3 ubiquitin-protein ligase RNF128-like
Exons: 4
Coding region: 179-604 (141 amino acids)
Source: RefSeq, a predicted model, not a curated record
UUGCUUAUAAACGCUUCAAAAAUUAAUAUUCACUUUCUUCUGCCCGAUAUUUGAGGACGCGUGCAGGACACUGAGCACUGGCUUUUUCUUAAUUUUAAUCAAUGUCUCAUAAUCUGUUUCAGUACGAAUCCAUUCGUCAGAUGUCAGAAAGUUAGAAAAAGUGGUGAUUCUUACAAACAUGUCUGUAGCGCCCGGAGUUUUGUGUUCAAUUUGUAUGGAAUGCUUCAAUAAGGAUGACUGUGUAGACAGUACAAGCUGCGGGCAUAUAUACCAUAGUACAUGCAUUCAGAAUUGCCUCACUAGAUCGAAGCAAUGCCCGAAAUGCCAUGCGAAAUGCCGAGGCACUUACAAAUUGGUCCUUGAUUUCGAUGAUAGUGGAGAUAAGGCAUCAAAGCAGCUCGAAGAGAAUUUUCUCGUUCUACAAAAAGAUUACCCGGAAGUCGAAAUCAAUAAACAGCUUAAGGAAGAACAUCGGUACUUAUCUCUGCAAGUCAACGCAAGGAAUAAGGAAAUUUCGUUGCUUCAAGAAAAAAUAAAAAGGAUGGAAGCCCAAACUCCAAAACAGAAACGGACACGGAAGCGAAACUCACGCACUUCCUUCUAAAAAGCCAGCGAAGUUAAAUAAACCAAACAAACAAGACAUACUUGACCACUUGAUGUAAAUGCAACAAUGAUGAAAAUUAUAAACGGAAGCUAAGCUGGAGAUAUGUAUAAAAAUCAAUUAUUAUAACUGAGAGCUGCUAUGGGGUAUUGGGAUGUUGUGGUAUGUUGGAAACUAGAGGAUCUAA